Messenger RNA from Porites lobata, 2633 nucleotides. The record is from the annotation of a GenBank genome assembly. NCBI's taxonomy places the organism in Eukaryota, Metazoa, Cnidaria, Anthozoa, Scleractinia, Poritidae.
AUGUUUCUUAGGAUUUUUCUCUUCUUUUUUCUCGUGGUCUUAACGAGCUGCUCAGAAACAAAGAAAGACACUCAGGAUUCUCCUCCAGGUUUAUUACAAGCGCUAAGAUCAAAAUAUUUGGGUCACAUUAGAGGAAAAAGAACGGUAAGUUAAUUCAAACUAAACAUAAAUUUCUCGCCUUUGAUUAGUGACUACUGUCUUUCUACGAGGUUAGUGGCUGAUGGGGAAUAGACAUUAUUUCCAGAAAUGAUCGUGGCUGAUUUGAACGUAAUUUAACGGAUGCAACCACUGUCGUUGAUUUAGUGGCUCUGCAUUGCAUCGCCUGUAAGCCACUGAUAGGCUUCUCUUCGCAGUUGCUUAAAUUGCAGGCAUAACUGAGAAGAUGAUUUCUUCAUUUAGUUUAAUUUCACAUCUGUUCUUGAUGUAAAUAAUAUUAUUUAGUUACUUUAAAUAUUAAACAUUAAAGAAACACAAUACAGAUUUUAGAUUUUUUUCCUCUUGGACAAUUAAGAAAUUAUCAGAGGUUUUCACUGCAUUCAAAGACAUGAAAAAUUAAAAUUGUCUCGUUUUAUCAUACUGAGAUCUGAUGAACGAUUACAGCGCAUCUAUGUUUUACACGUAGUACAAUGUCGUUGUAGUAUGAAUAGUGAAAAAGCACGUAUAAUUAUAGAUCUCCUCUCAAUUUUUGUGUAAGCUUUCUACACAAGUUCAGUUUAGAACACUGGGUAAUAGUAAUAUGUGCUUAAUAUGAUUACAGGACUCAGCAGACUCUGAUCCACCCGAUUUAAAGGAGGCUUUGGGCAAUGCUUAUUUUGGACAUAUUCGCGGAAAACGAACGGUAUGAUGUAAAACAAAACGCUCACAACCCACAACCCGAGAACAUUUAUGACCUACACUUGAUAUUCAGUUUCAUAGUGAAAAUUGAAUAAUCAAUUUAGCUGGUCUCUUUGAGACGAUGAGCUUCUCUGGAAUUUGCUUUCAAUAAAGACUUUCUUUCCUAAAAUCCUCCUCAAUGCGUUCCUGGACGAUUUGAUGAUCGCAAUCGCCUGGACAGAACUGAAGUUGAUAUACAGGCCGAUUUCCGUCAGUAUAAUCACAAAAAUCGAGGCAAUGGAGGCCAUUUAGACGAUUACAAGAAACUCUCGGUUUUAUAUAACGAGAAAAUAACAAAUUAUAAAACAGUCACUACUUGCAACAGUCUUCUGCUUUACUGAUACUACGAAAUUUUGACGUCUAGGGAAGGUAAAAUGUAUAUCGAACUGUUGAUUGCUCAAGUACUCUCAGUAAUCCAUAUUAAACCGUUUCAUUUUCCAGGAUUCAGAAGAUUAUCCUCCAUUAGGAGAAGCACUAAACACAGCUUAUUUGGGACACAUCAGAGGAAAAAGAACGGUAAGAGGACCGGCCCGCUUAGGGCAAUAUUAAAUUUUAUUUUCUGAAUAGCAUUUUUUUCGAUUAUUCGUUCAGUUUUAUAUUUUCUCCUCUAUUUAAUAAAAGUCUGAAAUCUGUCCCUUAUUCUUAUCUCCAAUUUUAAUUUUAGAUAAUUUUUUACUUAUAGGGAGUGUCUAUCAGAAAAAUUCCGACCUCAACAAAUUAAGCUAAAUGCACAUAAAUAUCAAUUACAUAUACUGCAUGAACACCAACACUUAGUAACUUCCUACAAACGUACUGCUUCAAAGCAGUCCUCCUUACUUUGGCUGCAGAGUGCGUCGUGGAGUAUCCCACUCAAUCAUGCAGGGGGAGGGGGAUACCUGUGAUAUGUCAAAGUAUGUCACGAAAGCCUUUUCCCUUUCGAUUGGAAGGAUUUAAGGGAUAAGAAACGAAGAGAAUUUAAACAAGAUUCCUCUCUUACAGCUGAAAGGUUGGGGUUUUAAUCCUGCACUUCGUGAAGCUUUCAAUAAACUACAGUUUUAUGGCCCGCACCUUCGGGGGAAAAGGACGGUAAGAGUCGAUCGGAUUUGAAACGAUCAUCCUCCAGGAACCUUUCAGAGGAUCGUUUGUUUAGCUACUAACUUACUACAUCAUGCACAUCACCCUAAGUAAGAUGUACUAGAUUCCACGCUGUGCGCGGAAUCCGGAUUCCAGGGAAUUUGGAUUCGGAUUCCAAUGGCUUAAGGGAUUUCGGAUGCCUUGAGAUGAAUUCCAGCUUCAAAAUCCCGGGAUUCCGAUUUCACAAGAAGAAAUUUUCCCGGAUCUCGGCAUCCGGAACACCUUGCAAUAGGCGACACAAACUAGGAGUCAGAAUAGUUUAUCUUUUCAAUUAUGAUGUCUGGAGCUGGGACUGUUUUUAUCCAACCUUUUGCAGGGUGGCUGGGAAUCUAACAAAGAUUUAUUAGAGGUGUUAAACAAUGCAUACUCAGGCCACAUUCGUGGAAAGCGACAACAGGUAUAGAUAUCAGAUUGUAACAUAUCGCAUUAUCUUUAGGAAUAAAUCUACCGGAGGGUCAAAGUACAAGCCACUCAUCAGUGCUCGUUCAAUGUUUUACAAUAAACGAAUAUACGGAGGCUGAACAUUUCUAAAUUACUAAUGCCUUAUUGAAUCAGUGCCUUAUUGAAAAGAAUAGCAAUUAUUAUUUUUUGUAAUUUCAAAUCAUUUAUCUUCUUCUUUGCAGGAUACAUCGAAAAAUUCACAAUGA